AUGGAUGAUUUCUAUCAACCUCUCAUAAAUUCUACUGAUGGAAUCGACACAUUGAAAUCCGAAACCUGGUUCACAAGUGUCCUCGCCUCUAUUCGUGCAGUGCCUUUACCUAUCAUUCUCAGUAUUGCUUUAGCGCCAGUUCUCGUGAUCAUAGCUACGAGAUUAUUGAGCGAGAGGCCGUCGGAAAAGGUAGAGGGAAAGGAUGGAAAGACAGUUUGGAUGCCGGCUUAUUGGGUGCCGGGUGUGGGACAUGUUCUUGCAUUUUUGAUGAAUGGAGAGAAAUUGGCAAGUAUAUUUGCACUUAAUCUUGGAGGCUCUACGCAUAAUAUCAUUUCGAAUCCAAACCUGGUUAAGGGAGUAUUGCAGAAAAAAGAAUCAGAAGUGACAUUCAAACAUGUUGCAAUGACUCUAGCAUCGAAAUUCUUCGGGAUACCCAAAAAUGCAAAGAAGAAAUAUUUAGACAACUGGGAAGAAUACACAUCUGCUUUCAGUUACCUUAUGAAGGAACCAUAUCUUAGUACCAUGCUGAAUGGAACUAUACGCAAUCUUGAAGGACUCAUUCCACAGAUGGUUUCAUUUCUAGAUAGCGAAAUAGAUCAACAUCCAUGGGAAAAAUGGGCUAAUGCUGAGUACAUCUCUAAGGAUGAAAUGGAAGUUGAUCUCAUGGCCCUGGUACGAGAUAUACUUGGACAUGCUUCCGUGUCCAGUAUUUUCGGUCGUGCAUUUUUAGAGAACAAUCCUCAUAUUCUGCACGAUAUCUAUGAAAUGGAUCGUGGUAUGAUGUAUUUCAUCAUAGGGCUUCCAUGGUUCACUCCUUGGCCUGCUGUCGCAAGAGCUCAUUUUUCUCGUUCCCAAGUUCAAGGAAGUGUGAGAAGAUUUCAUGAAGCUCUCGAUGCUUCAGUCGAUGGAAAGCACGUUGACUCUUCUUGGGGUGAUUUGGAUGAUGUCAGCGACUUUAUCAUGAGGAGACACGAACUGUUCAGAAAACAUGGUCUAAAACCAAAUGAGCGUGGAGACGUAUCCAUUGUCUGGGCCCUUGUAGUUAACUCUACUCUACUCGUCUACUGGCACCUCCUCUACAUUCUCUCCACCCCCAAUCUCGCCGACAAGAUCCGCGCCGAGAUCUCCCCCUACGCAACUGUCGUCCCCGGUGAAAAAAUCGGCUCAUUCGCAGAAGCACCACGUAUCCACCUUUCCCACGAAGACCUUUCCAAGAAAUGCCCCCUCUUCAAAUCCACCUAUCUGGAAGCCUUACGUCUAUCUUCCCAACCCGCAUCUGUCCGAAAACUCGAAAAUGACAUCACCCUAACCGAUGCUGCAUCUAAUAAGGACAACGAUAAAACCUCCGCAACCACUUACAUCCUCCGCAAAAACGAAUACGUAACCCUCCCGCAUGAGCUCCACAUGCGCGACCCCUCCCACUUUACCUCCCCCACCACAUUUAACCCCGAACGUUUCCUCAGCACCGACGAAACCGGCCAAUCCUCCGUCGACUCGCAAACUAUUCGUCCCUAUGGUGGCGGAUCUAGUAUGUGUAAAGGCCGCGUAUUCGCCGAGAGAGAAUGUCUUGCUUUCGUAGCCGGCAUCCUCAUGUAUUGGGAUCUGGAGCCUGUUGUUCAGAAAGGAGAGAAGAAGGGGAAAUGGAGGAUUCCUGGAAUGAUAAAAACUAGUGCGGUUUGUUUACCGGAUAAGGAAACGAGGACGACUGCAUGCGAAGCUUUCAGACUUUGA
This is a messenger RNA of Sclerotinia sclerotiorum 1980 UF-70, 1731 nucleotides long. RefSeq lists its product as hypothetical. Gene Ontology annotation, molecular function: monooxygenase activity; oxidoreductase activity, acting on paired donors, with incorporation or reduction of molecular oxygen; iron ion binding. The transcript is spliced from 10 exons. The coding region runs from base 1 to 1731 and encodes 576 amino acids. Lineage: Eukaryota; Fungi; Ascomycota; Leotiomycetes; Helotiales; Sclerotiniaceae. The record is from RefSeq and is a predicted model, not a curated record.